AUGGCGGGCGCGGGGCCGGGCGGGCGGGACGGGGCCGUGAGGGCCGCGCUGGCCGUGGCCGCGGCGCUGGCGCUCGCCCUGGCCUGGCUGCUGCUGCGGGGCGCGCUGCUGGGCGCGGCGGCCGUGGGCGCGGCGGGCGCCUGGUGCGCCAUGCGGCCCGGCCCGCCCGCGCCGCGCCCGCCCGCCAGAGCCGCCGCCAACGGCGGCCCGGCCGUGAGGACCGCGCCGCGCCGAGCGCAGCCCGGGGCCCCGCGCUGCCCGCCGCAGCCCCCGCGCCGCCGGUACCCGCUGCCGCAGCCCCGCCCGGCCGCGCCGUUCGGCCUGUCCGCCGCCCGCUGGGAGGGCGGCUCGCCCCGCGCCGCGCCCUGGGCACGCCGGGCCGGUCCGCUCCGCAGCCCCGUCACCGUGAAGAUCGCACCGCCCGCCGCCGGCAUCGCCCGCGCCCCGGCUCUGGAGCAGCUGGUCUCACCCCUGGCCUUCCCAGCCACCAGCAGCCCCGACCCGUGUGCCAAGGAGACUGUGCUGAAUGCCAUCAGGGAGAGCAGGAAAAGGGCCGUGGAAGAGGAGGAGGAGGAGGACCAGACCUUUGGGAACGAUCAGGAGAGCAAGAGAAGGCGCCACGACAGCAGUGGAAGUGGGCAAUCGGCGUUUGAGCCACUGGUAGCCAACGGUGCCCCCGCCUCUCUCAUACCCAAGCCAGGCUCUCUGAAGAGGGGCCUUGUCUCUCACUACCCCGACGACUGCUCCAACAAGAGGUCCCGCACGUCCUCCAUGAGCUCCCUCAACAACACGUACUCCGGGGGCAUCCCCAGCUCCAUCCGCAACGCCAUCACCAGCUCCUACAGCUCCAGCCGGGGCCUGGCACAGCUGUGGAAGAGAAGUGGUGUGAGCGUGUCCCCAAUGUCCAGCCCAGCGUCCUCCCGUCCCCAGACCCCAGAGUGGCCUCUGAAGAAAGCCAGGGAAGAGGAGUCACAUCGUUCCAACACUUCCACCCCAGUGAAGUCAGACAAAGAGCUGCAGACAGAGAAGGUGGCGGAGUCGCCGGUGUGGAAGAAGCGGAAUUCCCUGAGCCCGCCGUCGGCGCCGGGGAGCAGCGGGAAGCGCAAGCGGAAGAUCCCGUUGCUGUCGUCACUCCGUGGGGACCAGCUAGUGCUGCCCCCGCCACCUCAGCUGGGCUACUCCAUCACCUCGGAGGACCUGGAUGCGGAGAAGAAGGCAGUGCUGCAGUGGUUCAACAGUGUCUUGGAGGAUAAAGCUGAUACAGUCCCCAGCACCACUGCAGAGACGACGCCCGUGUCCAAGCCGCUGACAUUCACUGUGACCUCAUCAGGGCCUGCACCUGCCUCCACAGCUUCUGCCCUGGCCAGCUCCUCACUCCUGGACAGCCUGAAGAAGAUGCAGGGCAGCCAGGCUGCACCCACAGCACCAGACACCACUGGAGCUGCAGCAGCAUCCCAGCCACCUCCAUCAGCUGCACAGCCACCCGCCCCUGCGGUGUCACUGGAGUCGAGCUCUGUGCCUGACACCUCUGCUGACACCAAGCCUGUGCCCGUGCUGAGCACACCUGCCCCUGCUGCCCCCCCUGCCCUGGGGGUGCAGCCCCCAAGCAGCCUGGCACCUGCUGCAUUCACUGAGCUGGGCCAGACCCACAGCAAACCUCCCUCUCUCCCAAAGCCAAGCAUUGUGUUUGGAAUGCUGAACACCCCUCCUGCCAGCCAGCCAGCAGUGACUGUGGCCACUGCUGUGCCCAGCACAGCCACUGCCACGCCUAUUACAGCCACUGCUGUGCCCACCCCAACCACUGCUGUGCCCACUGCAGCCACUGCUGUGCCCAACACUGCCACUGCCGUGCCCACCCCCAUGUUCAAACCCAUCUUCGGUGCUGUACCGAAGAGCGAGAGCACAACAGCCUGCUCGGCUGUCACCUCCACCACGGCCACCGUGUCUGCGAGCUCAGGCCCUUCCUCAAUGUCCUCCACCACCACCAUGUUCAAGCCCAUCUUCGGCAGCGUCACCGCAGCUUCGUCCCCAGCGAAAGUCUCUCCUUUCGCCUUCAAACCGACGGCACAACCGGCCCCAGAGCGACCCGGAGCCUCCUCACCUACACCGGUGUUUGCAGGCCUUCCAAACAUCAUCUUCACCACUGCAGCUACGACAGCCACCACCCAGAGCUCAUCCACGGAUGCUGCCACUAAACCCGUCUUCAGCUUCGGACUGACCCCACCUGCCUCCACAGGCCCAGCCACUGGCCCGGCUGUCACCGUCACCGCUACCACCUCCACCGGUGCAGCACAGCCCUUCCUGUUCGGGGCCCCAGCCAGCUCCACUCCCAGCACAGAAACCAGCUUUGCCACCCCAGGGCCCAUGUUCCAGUUCGGGAAGCCACCUCCGGCCAUGGUCACUGCCACCACCACUGCCCCAGCAGGCCCUGCCUUUGGCCAGGCACCUUCAAGCUCCACGGCCGUUGCCGCCACCACUGCGGGCUUUAGCAUAUUUGGGGGCACCACGCUGACCUCCUCUGCCCCAGCCACCACAGCUCAAGCGCCUCUGACAUUCGGCUCCUCCGUUUCAGCUUUUGGCAGCUCCUUCGGCACCGGUGCAAAGGCACCACCGCCAUACCCUGGCGCCGGGAGCGCCUUCAGCGCCGGGGCUGCCGACAGCCAGGCGUCCGCCAGCAAACCCACUGCUGGCCCCGUCAGCUUCACCCCCACGUUCAGCUUCGGAGCCCCUCCAGCACAGUUGGCGGCUCAGCCGGCAUUCGGCAGCGGUGUCCAGACGGCUUUUGGCACGACCAGCGCCCAGGGCUCAUUCGGCACCAGCAGCACCCAGUCGGCUUUCGGCACCACCACCUCGGUGUUCUCCUUCGGAACAGCCACCUCCACCACGUCCGGCUUCGGUGCCACCACCCAGACCACGAGCAGCAGUGCCAGCGGCGCCGUCUUUGGCACCACCCCGUCCCCGUUCACCUUCAUGGCCACCACCCAGCCGGGACCCUCGGCCGGCGCCUUCGGGAUGAGCACGCCGGGCCUCAGCAGCGGCUCCCCGGCCGUGACCUUCAACUUCGGGGCUGGGCAGAGUGGGGCAGCCCCGGCGGCAGCGCCCUUUGGCUCCUCCCUGCAGCAGAGCACGCUGGGGGCACCAGGCCAGAGCACCCCCUUCGCCUUCACCAUGACCAGCACCCCCAACAGCAAACCCGCCUUCGGAGGAGCUCCUGCGCCCACCUUUGGGCAGAGCACGCCCGUCCCAGGAGCUGUGGGCAGUGGGAGCAGCACCCUUUCCUUCAGGACACCCAGCACUCCUGCCUCGGGCUUUGGAGGAGUCGGCUCAUCCAUUGGUUCGUCCACCCCCAUCUUCUCCAUCGGGGCAGGAUCCAAGACGGGCGCUCGCCAGCGGCUGCAGGCACGGAGGCAGCACACCCGCAAAAAGUGACCCCGGUGCUGCUGGGCCCCUCUGGCCCACGUGUGGGGAGCUCCAGGCUGGAGCUGUCCCCGUGGUGGGACCAGGCCCCGUCCCUGCCACCCACUGGAACCCAUGCCGGGUGGCUGGGAUGGGAUAAACCAAACUCUUGUUACUUGAACAGUUCAGAGCCAAGGCUGGACGACCCUCUGUACAUAUCCGCAACGUCCCUUCCCUCACUUUAUUUUGCCAUGUUUAAUGAUGUGUAAAUUUUUCCCCAUUUGCUACUUCCAGCUUUUCCUGUGCCCCACCCCCAGCCCUCGGCCAGCCUUGGGGCUGUGUCCUGCUCGGAGCCCCACUGUGGCCAUGCUGCAGUUCCAGGCUGCCCAGGGACCCCAUCUUCACCAGGUCCCCAAGUCUUUCCCAUUGCUCAUCCUGUGGCCUGGUGAACAUGCUCCCAUCCCUGCUGCUGGGGUUGGUGCCAGCCUGGUGCUCCCCGGUGCCGUGGAUGACCAGCAUGGCUUCAGCUGGGUGACCUCAUCUGCCACCUCCAGCCGAGGACACGCCGUACCCCCAAGGCCCGUGCUGGAGGCACGGGGUGAGGAUGGGGAUCCCCCCGCCCCUCUCCCCUCCCCGCUGCUCCGUGGGGCUGUGGGCUGCCCCCACCCCGCUCCCCCUGGUCUGCUUUGUCCGUGCUCCCGUUGUGCGCUCACUGAAUCGAGUUUGGAGGAAGAGCUGAACCGUGUGUGUGGCGGCAUGUUGGUUAUGCCGGAUUUGCUGUUUGGAGUUUCUUUUUUGGGGGGCGCCGGUCCCUGGGGGGGGGGACGUGCCCCGGCUAAUUGGGUGUUGACAGUAGCAUCACUGCGUGGCUGCUCGUGCUGGGGAGUUGUCCCUUCCAUGUCGUGACUGAAAGGCAGCUGGGCCGGGGGUGGGUUCCAACCCUGGCAGUCUCUUCCCUCCCUUCCCCUCUCUCCUGGUGCCCCCUCCCCACCUUGGGGUGGGAGGGCUCUGGAGCUGCUCCCAGGAUUCCAGAGCAGAUGGGUUCUCCUCACCCCUCCCAAGUCCAAAGUGGUUUUUAUUUUUAGCUCGUCCCCCUCCCUUUGGGUUUUACCAGCUCUGAGGAGCUGCAGUGCUGCCUCCACUGUCUCCAUCCAGCCAGGAGUGGGGAUUCCACCCUUCCCUGCCUGGGAGCUUCAUGGGAAGAGACUGCUGGAGCUGGGGGUCACCUAAGAGCCACCCUCUGCCUUGCCCAGGGCAAGGGAUGGGCACCCCAUUCCCAGGAGUGCUCUGCUGCCAGAUUUUUACUCUCCGAGCCGUGUGAGUGUGUGUGUCUGCUGAGGUCUAAAUUAAAAAAAAAAAAAAAAAGCAAGAAAAAAAAGACAAAAAAAAAUUACAAAUAUUUAAACGUUUUUUAACAAAAUAAAAAUUUAUUUUUAUAUUUAAGCUAAAUUGCCUUCAAAUUCCUUCAAGCUUGGUUCAGUGAGGUUGCCAGCUGUUAGUGUGUAGCUGUUCCCCACCCUGGCUGUGCCCACUGGGAUGUGCUGUGCUGGGAAAGGCAGCUGCAUCCCAUGGGCUCUGCCGUGCUCCCCCUGCUGUACAUCAUCCCCUUCCUUUUAAAUGUGAUGUAUGUGGAUGUGACUAAACCUUUUUUUUUUUUCUUUUUUUUUAAUUAUUUCUCUGAGGGUGAGGAGCAGGAGCUCUCACGUUACAGUGCUGAGUGCCAGGGUCAAGGUGUCUCUCCCGGCAGGAAGGGCAGGUGACGGGCUCUGUGUGGCACAGAGAGGACACAAAGGACCUGCAGGUGCUGGUGGGGGUGGUUCUGGCCAUCCCCCACCAGCACAGCUGAGGGUGCAGUGGGCUGAGAAAACAUAUCCUUGGGGUUUGAGGAAGCGACUGGGACAGGAUCAGUACCCACCAAGACUGACCCUGGGCAUCCCUCCCUCUGCCCCAGGCAGGGUGGUGGGCCAGGAGAGCGCCCACCCUCCCCAUCCUCAGAGGUGCCAGGGUUUGGCCAGGUCCACUCCAGCAAGACCUAUGUGCCAGAGAGAGGUGGGAAUGAGCAGGGACAAGGUGAGGGCACCCUGUAGUCCCACACCCCCAGCCCUGUGAGGUGCCAGGCUGUCCCUUCUCCACCACACAGCCCCUGCCGGGAGAGCCCCCAGUGCCUGGGGAAGGCUGGGUUUUAAACUGACUGAAGACUUGGAUCAUUCCUGGUGUGGCUGAUGAGGAUUUUAGUGUGAAUGUGCAAUUUUUGUUUCCUUGCUUCUUCUGUCCCUGGUUUAAAAUAAAACAACUGUGUUCA
This is a messenger RNA of Empidonax traillii (willow flycatcher), 5698 nucleotides long. Its product is annotated as nuclear envelope pore membrane protein POM 121C-like. Gene Ontology annotation, molecular function: structural constituent of nuclear pore. NCBI's taxonomy places the organism in Eukaryota, Metazoa, Chordata, Aves, Passeriformes, Tyrannidae. Gene Ontology annotation, cellular component: nuclear pore. Bases 1 to 3429 code for a protein of 1142 amino acids. The record is from RefSeq and is a predicted model, not a curated record. Gene Ontology annotation, biological process: protein import into nucleus; RNA export from nucleus. The transcript has 13 exons.